Asparagus officinalis (garden asparagus) is the source of this 1024-nucleotide messenger RNA. Its product is annotated as mediator of RNA polymerase II transcription subunit 28. The record is from RefSeq and is a predicted model, not a curated record. NCBI's taxonomy places the organism in Eukaryota, Viridiplantae, Streptophyta, Magnoliopsida, Asparagales, Asparagaceae. The coding region runs from base 253 to 663 and encodes 136 amino acids. The transcript is spliced from 3 exons. Gene Ontology annotation, biological process: regulation of DNA-templated transcription. Gene Ontology annotation, cellular component: mediator complex.
GCAGCGAUACAUUUACAUAACAAAAUGGAUGAAAAUAAUAAUGCGAAAAUUAAGUACAGAGAGAGGCGCCCACUAAUAAUUUUUCAAUUGAAGAGGAGAGAGGGAUUAUGUAAUUAAGUGAGAAGCACAGGGUUCAAGUAAAAUUCUCCUUUUCUCUAAUUUAAGCUGUAUUUUUAUAAGUAAAAUAUACCAAGCGGAAACAUCACGAGAAUCGUCUCCUCUACAAAAAUUGCGGCCAACCUGUUCGACAAAAUGUCCGAUCAGCAAACUCCGAUGAGAUCGCCAUCGCCAUCCCAAAAUCAACAUCAACAGAAGAGGGAUGAGAUGAUUUCUUGCGUCGCCGCCCUCGAAGCUGCUCUCCUCCCUUGCCUCCCCGCUCGCGAGCUCCAGGCCGUCGACCGCUCCAACCACUCCUCCCACCAAAAAAGGCACGCGAGAGAUUUUAUGGAGGCCUCAAAGAAGCUGCAGCUGUAUUUCAUAGGGCUGCAACAUGAGGAUCAACCAACCAAGGAAGAAAUGGUCCGAAAGGAGAUCUCGGUCAUGGAGGAAGAGCUGAAGACCAAAUCUGAGUUGAUCGAUAAACAUGAAAAACUUAUUCUCGGGUGGAGGAAAGAGCUGAAAGAUCAGUUGGAUAAGCAUAUUGUAGAAUUGGAGAGGGUGUGAUAAUGUGCCUUUUUUAAAGUUCUGCUACACUUUGUACCGCAUGGGGGUUAACUUCUGUAGAUUGUUGCUUUCGUUCGGAUGUAAUGCAAAUUUGGUGCCGACGGGUUACAGCUUUGUCAUGUCUUGGCGUGAUAAAGAAUGAAAGUUGAGGCUGUCGAAAGUAUCUUGCGCAGAUGGAGCUACGAACUCAUCGUCGACCAAUGUGAAAUUACAAACAUUCUAGGAUUGUGUUCCUUCCUCUUUGUUGUCGAUUAUUCUGCAAUAUUAGUUUGUGUCGAAAGCCCUAAUACACGUUUACCCCACUGAAACAUACUGGAUUUCUCUUUGAUUCAUGUAUCUAAGCAAACUAAAGUUUUAAUCU